AUGUUGUCUACUGCAUUUUCGAGCUCUAGCACUAGCAGUAGCAGAAUUAAUUAGGAAUGACAUUUUGGACGUAUUUUGGGCAGUUGAUAUUCCAAAAAGUGUCAUACUGUUUCAUUUCCGAUACCAAGUGAAUUAUCGUCAGUUUAUGAGAUUGACAUUGCGAAUUUGAAACGUGGUUUAGCGUCGUGACACAUACAUACAUGACAUAGACACAACGCGCCCAAUACAAGUAUGGAUCCACUUUCACUAAGAUUUACCCUAUGCCUUCUCAGUUAGGCACUUGGUCAGUAGGCAGCUAUCGAGAACAAGGAUCUGUACGCAUCGAUUUUGAGUAAGCAUAAUCGUCUUCUUUUGUGAUGGAGAAAUAGGUCUAUGCAUUAUAACACGCCAAUACCAGAAGCGCAGGGAAAUAGGCCUAGUGUGCCAUGCCAGCAUCUUUAUCGUGUAAACCUAUCAUAUUGCUGUAGGGGUACAUGAGUUUCAUGGAUUUUUGUCACGUCAGAGCCACUGCACUGCCUGAAAACUACUACAAGCUCACGCGGAACUGGUUCUAAGGAAUCGAUGUUCUCUGCAUGUGUUCGGAUAUACUUUCACUUGUUCGAUAAGCAACAAUCUACGACAUUAUGAGUGAGACCGAGAAUCGCACUUCAGGUCACGGGAGGACAGACGGACGGGCGAAGACGAGAGACACGCUCAAAGUUCUGCUGCCGGUCAGACCGUGCUCAAGCCACAAGACCCGCAGUCCCAUGGACACGACCGGGUUACUUGGUACUCUGAUGUACUCCUUCCUGACUGGAAUCUUCUGGAAAGCACAUCGGCAAGGGGGUAUCACACAGGACGCCCUCAGGAGGCUGAUGUCAGACAGGGAUGCAGCCGCGGUCAAUUGCGAAAGAUUCGAGAGAUUGUGGCAAGACGAGAUGGACGGACGAGGAGAGAACGACGUCUCACUGAAAAGAGUCAUCUUCAGGUUCAUUCGGACUCGUUUCCUGAUUGCUUCUGCGAUUCUGGUUGUUGGUUUGAGCAGCGGGUUCCUGUUGACUGCGUAUGUGCUCUACACCGCCAUCCUCUACCUGGAGGAGCCCGGUAACUCCAUCGGGUACAGUGUGGCAUUAGCCUUCUCCAUCUUCAUCUCCACGGCCUUGCGAGUGGUCGGGAUGAAUUUCAUGUGGUACACCAACAUGCGCACGGCAGUGCGCCUGCGCAAUGCCCUCAUGCUGACCUUGUACAAAAAGGUGUCGAGGCUUCGCAACACCUCCGAGCUGUCGGUUGGAGAGAUGGUGAAUAUCUGUGUGAACGACAUCCAGCGGCUGUUUGAUGCGGCGGUCUUCGGCCCAGUCCUGAUCGCCUUCCCACUGUUUGUGCUGCUCAUCCUAGUCGGAUGCGUGUUGGUCGUCGGAAUCGUCCCCACGUUGGUCGGAACAGCCAUGCUCAUCAUCGUCUUCGCUUUCCAGACGUGUCUGGCGAGACUAAACGUUCGCAUCCGCCAGAAGUGCGUGGUAUUCACCGACCGUCGGACGCGCCUGUUGAACGAGGUGCUGAACUGCGUCAAGUUGAUCAAGAUGUACGCUUGGGAAGAUUCCUUCCAACAAAACCUCACGGAGAUUCGUAAGCGGGAGCGAAGUCAGCUCCAACGGUCGGGCUACCUGUCGAGUUACACCUUCGGCAUGGCCCUGUCUGUCUGCCCGGCCGUCAUCCUCGCUGUUGCCAUUUGUUACAAGUUGAUGGAGAGCGAUAUCACGGCUGCCCAGGCUUUCACGUUGCUGCAGUUGUUUGGCUCCCUGACUACCAUCAUGUACAUCCUGCCGAUUGCCAUUAAACCAUUGACAGAGUCGGUGGUGUCAGUCCAAAGGAUUCAGCCAAUUUUACUCAAGAGCGAAGUCAGCCAAGAGUGGGACGCCCCCUCCGAUCCAAGCCACGCCCUCGUUUUAACAAACGCCUCCUUCAGCUGGGACGCCCCGCCCCAAAGUGCUCCCGAGCCAGCCCAUGAAAGUCCGGCAGAGAUGAACGCCAAUACCAAGUACACGUUGGUGGUCGACGACACGAUCGAAAAUGAGAAAGAAAGUGAGAAAGAAAGUGAGAAGGAAAAAGAUGGGGAUGAUAAACCUGAGGAACCGAAUGAUGUGGACACCCUACUUGACAAAGACGUUCCUGCAGCUUCCCAAGCGCCAACACUGAGGAACAUUAGUCUUGUCGUUCCAAAGUCCCAUCUGAUAGGGGUUUGUGGUGCCGUUGGUAGCGGCAAGAGUUCCCUGUUGUCCAGCGUGCUCGACCAGAUGAACCUCAUGGAUGGCACCGUGGCGUUAGACGGUACAUUCGCCUACGCGUCACAGCAGGCUUGGAUAAUGAAUGCAAGUGUCCGAGACAAUAUCCUCUUCGGUGAACCGUUCAGCCAGGAGAAAUACGAUCGGGCUAUCUUCUCCUGCUGCUUGCAGAAAGACCUUGAAAUCAUGUCGGACGGAGAUAAAACAGAGAUUGGUGAACGAGGUGUGAACGUAAGCGGUGGUCAGAAGCAGCGCAUCAGUCUGGCUCGGGCGUACUACUCAGACAGGGACAUCUAUCUCCUUGAUGACCCGCUCAGUGCCGUGGAUGCACACGUCGGCAAGCAUAUCUUCACUCACUGCAUCCGGGAUGCCCUCAGGGGUAAGACGGUGCUCUUCGUAUCACAUCAGCUUCAGUAUCUUCGUGACUGCGACUACGUGGUGCUGAUGCGAGACGGUGCAAUCUCCGAGCAAGGAACCCACGACCAACUGAUCGCCGCUAACGGCGAAUACGCCCGGCUGAUCGACACUUUCCACGGUAGGGGAGACGAGGAGGAACACGCCAGCGUGGAAGAAGGCCCGGUGUCUGUGAGUGGAGUCGACAUCGACACAGCGAGCGAGGAAGGAACGGACAUUGACGACAUGUUUGAGAAAAGUAAAGAGAAACCAGUGAAGGAUACGGAGGAAAUUGUCCGUCUAAUGGACGAGGAAGACCGAGGCAGCGGGAGAGUAGCCUUCGCUACCUACCGAGGCUUCAUCCGAUAUGCCGGCGGGCCGUGCCUGGCCUUCAUCAACGUCCUACUCAUGUUCCUGUCGAUGUUAACGAGCAUCUCCACAAGCGUGUGGCUGUCGAUCUGGUUACAAGAUAGCUUGAAAUGGAAUAAUCAAACGGUGAGCGCAGGACAGGAACCAAUUUUGGCCAACAUGUCUGCUCCAUCGGAGCCGGUCUACAAGCCGCUCUUGUACCAGUCAUCGGAAGGGGACCAGUAUGACGAUGCACCUGAUGUGUCACCUGAUGAAGACGAUCAGCUGACCUUCUUUGUGUUGGUCUAUAUUGGGAUAUUUCUCUCCUCUCUGGUCAUACUCGGUAUCACGUGCGUUGUGUUCAUUGUGACCAUCAUCCGAGCAUCCACACGCAUCCAUGACAGUCUCCUCCGUAAGAUCAUGCGAUGCCCCAUGUCGUUCUUUGACACCACGCCGCUCGGCCGCAUUCUCAACAGGUUCUCCAAGGACAUGGACGAAGUUGACCUCCUCCUUCCCACCAACCUGAUGCGUUGCCUCGUCUUCCUCAGCGUCCUCGUCCUCAUGCAGGCAAUCAUCGCGAUCGUCUUGCCCCUCUAUCUCAUCGCCUUGGCCGUGGUCCUGGUCGCUGGCCUAGCCUUCUACAUCCUCUUCAGGAAGGGCUACUGCGAGGUCAAGAGGUAUGAUAACACCAGCAGGUCCAAGUUGGUGUCGCAUAUCUCGGCCACCAUGCAGGGCUUGGUCACCAUCCGGGCGUACGGACAGGAGAGGCGAUUUACCUCUAGGUUUGAGGAGCUCUUGGACGUCAACUCCCACAUGCUACUGAUGUUCACCAUGGCUCCGCGGUGGGUUGCCGUACGCAUGGACGUCAUGGCCGCCGUGUUGGUCGGCAUGUUGGCGCUGCUGGUCUUGCUGAGUAAAGAUACGCUGUUGUCAACCGCUCUGGCUGCUAUGGCGUUGUACCAAUCGGUCGCGGUAUCGGGAGGCUUGCUUCAAGAGGUAGUCGUCUCCUGCACGCAAACAGAAAGCUCCUUCAUCUCGGUGGAAAGAAUGCUGGAGUACAUCGAGAAAACCCCGUCAGAAGCAGAGGCCCGCAUCCAGUCGACCCAGCCGGACGAAUCCUGGCCCACCAGCGGGGAUCUCAAGAUGCAGCAGGUCAAGAUGAGAUACCGUCCCAACCUGCCUCUCGUCUUGAAAGGAAUCACGUGUCACAUCCGUCCCAGGGAGAAGAUUGGCAUUGUGGGAAGGACGGGAUCAGGCAAAUCUUCUCUGGGCGUCUCCCUCUUCCGUCUUGUGGAGAACGCAGCGGGUGAGAUACUCCUAGACGGAGUGGACAUAGCGAGUCUCGGUCUCCACGAUCUACGCUCGAAGCUCUCCAUCAUACCGCAGGACCCUGUGCUGUUUGCAGGAACGGUCAGGUUUAAUCUAGAUCCCUUGAAUCAGCACUCGGACGAUGAACUCUGGGCCGCAUUGGAGAAAACAUACAUCAAACAAACAGUAAGUGCCUUGGAGAAGCAGUUGGAGGCGCCCGUGAUUGAAAACGGAGAGAACUUUUCCGUUGGUGAGCGGCAACUGGUGUGCAUGGCUCGAGUCCUGUUGAGAAAUAGCAAGGUGUUGCUAAUGGACGAGGCAACGGCGGCCAUAGAUACGGAGACUGAUAGCCUGAUACAACAGACGAUACGCGAAGCCUUCAAAGAUUGCACCAUGCUCAUCAUAGCGCAUAGGCUGAACACCGUGCUGGACUGCGAUCGUAUUAUGGUCAUGGACAAGGGCCAAAUUGCCGAGUUCGGCAAGCCGGAAGUGUUGCUUGCCGACCCCGGUUCGCAUCUUAGCGCGAUGCUGGCGGCAGCUGAACACAAUCACGGCAACUUGGACUGAAGAAAAUGGUAAGAAAAACAGAGAGAAAAUCCCUAGAGGAAUUUAAAGACAAGACGAAAAUCCUGUUUCAAUCGGAUUCACAUUGUGAAAGUCCGGAGGAAUAAGGUCAGACUUAAUUGUGCCUUCUAUGUGAAAACCUUUGCCGACAAAUGUAAUAUCUAAAAUGAUGUUUUAAAAAUCAUUUUCGAACUUUUUUUUCAUUUUAAUUUGUGAAAACAAAAAUCACCGUUGAUAUCACCGACAAUUUUUACUUCAGAAGCAAGUCUACGUCUGUUUAUCUUUGCACAUCAUCAGACGGUAAUUAAUCCUUUUCCCCAUUUUUGUGGGUUACCGAAUCAAGACCGAGUUCUUUCUUGGAGAAUGUUUUUUUUAAUAUGGCGUCCAAGACGUUGAUGUUAUGUUGAGUUUGCUGGGUUUUUUAAGAGUGUUAAAAAUGAACCUUGAAGUAAUGCCACAACUCUUUCUACUGGUAUAGCUUGUGAAUUCAACUUGAUAACAAAAUAUGAUGUUUCUAAGCGUUGUGGAAAUAUGGUGCGUUCGGUUUUUAGGUGAUAAGAACCAAAUAUCAGUCGAAAUUUCUGACCGAAGGGGAUAAAACGGGUUUCUAUGCAGAAAUGUUUAAUUUGUGUUUACAGAUUUUCAAAGGAUUGAAAUGUGUUACAAUUUGUAUAUUUAUUCAUGUUUUGGUUUAGCCUACGGUAGAUAUUUGGUUUGUUCUCAGGUUUAAGUUGUUUGUCAUUAAUUUAUUUUAUUUUUUUGUUUUCAAAUAGUUUAAUCAUGUAUAGCAUUGAUUUUUUUUUAUGUUAACUAAUUCAUUAAAGACUUUAUUAAAUUUUAUCAGGGUUUGCAGUUUAUGCUUAUAAACUUGGAAGACACAAGUUA
Patiria miniata (bat star) is the source of this 5759-nucleotide messenger RNA. RefSeq names its product multidrug resistance-associated protein 5-like. Gene Ontology annotation, cellular component: membrane. The transcript has 27 exons. The record is from RefSeq and is a predicted model, not a curated record. NCBI's taxonomy places the organism in Eukaryota, Metazoa, Echinodermata, Asteroidea, Valvatida, Asterinidae. Gene Ontology annotation, biological process: transmembrane transport. The coding region runs from base 624 to 4877 and encodes 1417 amino acids. Gene Ontology annotation, molecular function: ATP binding; ATP hydrolysis activity; ABC-type transporter activity.